Molecule: messenger RNA, 684 nt
Organism: Medioppia subpectinata
Lineage: Eukaryota; Metazoa; Arthropoda; Arachnida; Sarcoptiformes; Oppiidae
Source: the annotation of a GenBank genome assembly
AUGGAAACAAAAAGUGGUUCGAAAAGCAAUCUCGGUUUGAAUGAGUCAGCCGUUCCUCUCUUAGAGGAGAAGGAGACUAAAGAGGUUCCGGAAAACAUUGAAAUGGACAACAAAAACGACAAUAACGACCAGAAGAAGGACAACACCAACAACAAAGACUCGAAAGACAAGAAGAAGAAGGAAAAGAAGGAGAAAGUGAAGAAAGAAACGGCCAAACGUUCGUUGGAUAUCUGUACUCAAAAUUUCACAUUUGGAUUGAAUGUAUUGGACAGAGACGAGAAGAAAGUGAACGAUCACAUCAAUAUUUUGUUUGAAGAUGUGAUCGGAGAACCGGAUCCCACUCAUGGCUUUGAGUUUAUUUGGCGUUUAACUUAUCUGUUGUUCAACGCGACCCGAUUCUGGUUGUAUCGCAUCAUUGCUGCCAUCAUUGCUAUCCCUUUGGCACUUCUUUGGGCCGUUAUCUUUGCGUUCAUCAAUUUGACAACCAUUUGGUUCUUUACACCACUCUUACGCAUCUUCGACAUCACUCUUCAUUAUAUACACAGAGUGUGGAGUGGAAUCAUUCGUUGUGUUUUGGAUCCAUUCUUCACUUCUGGUGCUCUUUUGUUCGCAAAUCGUCGUCAAAACGGAAACAUCGAUUCGAGCGCUGCCUGACUCUCACCACUAAUACAUACAAAACCUGAC